Molecule: messenger RNA, 1098 nt
Organism: Dujonia railenensis
Lineage: Eukaryota; Fungi; Ascomycota; Pichiomycetes; Serinales; Debaryomycetaceae
Source: the annotation of a GenBank genome assembly
AUGCUGCUCUCCACGCUUCUUCUCACGGUUUUGGAAUUUUUCAGAGGGAACGAGAAAAAUGAAAAAUUCGAGUUUUCGAAAAUUGGCGAUAGCUUCACCACAACGUUCAUUCCAACACACACACCGUACACCAUGUCUGAGCCUGUUGUUGCUCCGUACGGAGGGUUGCUCACUAGAACUUUAGACGAACAAAACGAAAGAGAAGCCAAAUUAAAGGAACAAGAGGUGUCCGUCAGUGUCAAUGGCAAGGAAGAAACCGUGAGACCUGGCGCUAUUUUUAUUCGCGGUGUAGAUAACUUGUCCACUGAAGACUUGAAGGCAUUCAUAGAUUAUUAUUUGAACUAUGAUGUUUCUGUGGACCCCGAGCAAGACGGGAAGCAGAUCUACGAACCCCACCCUAUCGAGGAGCAAAUUACCUUCAAAAUUCAGUGGAUCAAUGACUCGUCAGUGAACGUUGUCUUCCAGUCGCACGAGAACUCUGUCAAGGCGUUGAGCAAGAUUUCCAUAACCUCUUCCAACCCAAACAUCGCCAAGACCGAUGAGCAGCUAGCGGAAGAGUUUUCGCUUGAAAACAACGUCCAGGAAAGAGAAACAAAGCCGUACAACCCGAUCAUUCUAUUCAAAAAGCAGAUAGACUUGAAGAGCAGAAUAGGCUUGAGCACUCCUGCUGACGAGGACCAACAAGAAGAGACUAUUGAAUCCACUGGAAUGGAUGAAGACGAGUCUUUUAUAAUUUUGUACACCAGGCAGUCGUUCCAGUCCGAUGUGAAGGUGAAGGGGGCUGCUACCUACUCAAGAUACUACUUGCUCCACGGUGAGCCCGAAAGACGUCAACGUAGACCUCAGAACAGACGUAGAGACAAGAGAGAAAACGACCACCGUAACAACAGACGAAACCGUAUACCUGAAGAGCAAGCACAAGCUCCUAAGGUAGAAGAAGAUCUCUUCGCUAGUAAAUUGAGUGGCCGUCGUGGUGACCGCGGUGACCGUAGCAGUCGUGACCGUGAUGAUGUCAUGGACAUCGAUAGAGAUAGAUCCAGAUCUCCUGUUAGAAGAGCGCCAGAGGAAGAUUUAUUUGCCAGCAGAUUAAGAAGGUAA